CAGGAGCUCGAUCGUCGCAUUCGAUGCCUGCCGCCUGCCUUUGGCACUCGCCAUUUCAAAAACGGAAUUUCGGCGCUUUCUCAGGUCUCUGGCACUGAACGGAAGUACAUGGCGCGAAUUCUCCUCGGGUGCCUGGUAGGAAAGAUCCCCAAGAAUGUGAUUGUCGCAUUUUGCGCCAUACUCGACUUCAUCUACCUGGCGCAAUACCCGACGCACGACGAUACAACCCUUCAAUACAUGGAAGAUGCGCUCAAGGUCUUUCACAAAAACAAGGAAGUUCUCGUCAAUUGUGGCGUACGAGAACACCUUAAUAUCCCCAAGUUUCACUCUCUCCUACAUUACGUUGAAUCAAUUCGCCUCCUAGGUACAACAGACAACUACGAUACCGAGGCAUUCGAACGCCUUCAUAUUGAUUACGCGAACAAUGGCUGGAGAACCUCGAAUCAUCGAAACGCACAACCGCAAAUGGUGAUCUGGCUUGCACGCCAGGAAAAGAUGUCCGUCGAUCGCAUUGAAGACAGACACAACACACCUGGUUUCAAGAAUACGCUCGCACAGUACAUCUAUAUUCUCAAAAACAAUCGACGUCUCACUCCCACUCAGCUUCUCACCGCCGUAUCUCAUAUGCCCUUCGAUCGGGUAGACGUGUUCCACGGGUUCAAGUUCUCGCCGGAACCCUUGACAGACAGCAAGGAAGAGACUGAUGCAGUCAGGGCGCGACCUUCUUUCGGAGAACAACCGGCGCGGUUUGAUACAGUCGUAGUAUUGAGAGAAGAUGAUGCCGAGGCUACAGGAUUACAAGGAACGAGAAUCGGACGCGUUAAAGUCAUCUUCAGGCUUCCAAAUCGCAUUAAAGACCCGCGCACUCGUGUUCCCCUGAACGCCCCUGCGUCAUGGGCAGAACAAGGACCACUGGCUUAUGUAGAGUGGUUCGCGAAGCUCCCAACCACUCCUGACCCUACGCAUAUGAUGUACACAGUUCAUAAAUCACCAUUGCGUUCGGACAGUAAGCCCAUUGCAGAUAUUAUUCCCCUCAGUACUAUACGUCAGUCUUGCCAGUUGAUACCUACAUUUCCAGGUUCUGUAGGUGAUAAAGUUGAGCAACUACCUACUGACUGGAACACUCAUACUGUACUAGAUGUUGCUUCGAAGUUUCUACUUAAGAACUGGGCCAGUUCCUAUGCAUACCAGACUCUGUGGUAG
Fomitopsis serialis is the source of this 1203-nucleotide messenger RNA. RefSeq lists its product as uncharacterized. The annotation marks the transcript as partial. The record is from RefSeq and is a predicted model, not a curated record. Lineage: Eukaryota; Fungi; Basidiomycota; Agaricomycetes; Polyporales; Fomitopsidaceae. The transcript is spliced from 4 exons.